UUGCAGUUCAGACAGUACCAGGCCAGCGGGAGACCGGGGAGAAAUAAUCGAACGUACCCGUGUCUUGGGUUUAAAAAAACGGUUAAAUCAACAGACAUUCUCGUCUUCGGUAAAAUUAUGGUAAUAACGUUAGUUUGAUGAGUAUAAACUACAAUACAAUACAAAUACAAUACGUAACGUUCCGCGAAUGAUUUGAGCCUACGGAUAUUUUGGUACAAUACUUUCGUUUUCAACGCAGCUACCUUUCAUCUACUAAAUUGACACUUAAGAUAGGGGUUAACCUAGCUUAGCGUUACCAACUAUAUAAACGUUACAAGUGCUAGCUCACGUUAAGAUAGCCGUUGAAAAGGCUACUCGAGUCAGUGAAGAUGCUUUGCCAAUCACUCAGCGUUUUCUUACCGUGCAAAUUUUCCUUCUAUUAUCGUGGCCUCCGCACACCUGAAAUGGGACAGCUUGACCAGGUACGUUAAGUGCCAUCACAAGCCCGAUGUUCUCGAUCUCGGAUGUGGCGGCUGCUGUUGAGGACAGGAGUCUAAAUUGGCAGCUGUUGUUAGGCCCAGCAGGGCAGAAUACACACCCCUGUGCGUUUCCACUGUUUACAGCGAAUUUGAAGUGGACAACACUGUGCUAACACUUCAAGUCUCUCCUACCAUCCUAAAGUUCCUUGCAGACUUUCUGCAGAUUUAAUUUUAUGUUUCAGCUGAGCCCACGUAAAUAUAAUCUUUUUUUGCCCUGCUUGUUACAUCUACUGUAUCUCACACUUCGCCAGGUGCUGAGCAAAAAAGAGCUGCCUUAUUGCUGUACCUGAAGGCCAAUGUGGAUGAUCCCCACUGUCUUUCCAUUUAAUGGAAAUACCAGAAUGUGCAUGACUGUGGCCUUACUGUUAGCCAGUGGUGUUGCAUUGAAGAAGAAAUGCAGCUCAGCAGUGCUCUGAUCCAAGGGAGAUGUGCGUUGUUGUCAGUGAACAUUGUAUAAGCUGACCGGGGUUACCGUUGGAGUGCCAAACUGAGACUUUGUAGGGGAUGGAGCAGCUUAGUCAAUUAAAUCCAGUAGGCUGCAGCCUGACAGCACAGCAGGAAGAGGAGCCGGCACACAGUACAGCACACCAAGGCAUUUAAAAUGGCCUCAAUCCUGCAGAAGCUGAUCACCCCGCUUUUCAGCGGUCCUCCUGAGCCCCCCAGGAAUAAAGUGACAGUGGUGGGCGUGGGCCAGGUUGGCAUGGCCUGUGCUAUCAGCAUCCUGCUCAGGGAGCUGGCUGAUGAGCUGGCCCUGGUGGACGUGAUGGAGGACAAGCUGAAAGGAGAAAUGAUGGACCUGCAGCACGGCAGCCUCUUCCUCAAAACCCCCAAAAUAGUUGCAGACAAAGAUUACUCUGUGACAGCAAACUCCCGCAUCGUGGUGGUGACAGCUGGAGUCCGUCAGCAGGAGGGGGAGAGCAGGCUGAACCUGGUCCAGAGAAAUGUCAACAUCUUUAAGCACAUCAUCCCCCAGAUCGUCAAUUACAGCCCAGACUGCAUCAUCAUUGUGGUUUCCAACCCAGUGGAUGUGCUGACUUAUGUGACCUGGAAACUCAGCGGCCUUCCCAAGCACCGCGUCAUCGGCAGCGGCACCAACUUGGACUCAGCCCGCUUCCGUUUCCUGAUGGCCGACAAACUGGGAAUCCACCCCAGCAGCUUCAACGGAUGGAUCCUGGGAGAACACGGAGACACCAGUGUGCCUGUGUGGAGUGGAACAAACGUAGCUGGAGUCAACCUGCAGACGUUAAACCCGGACAUCGGCAACGACUGUGACGAUGAGAACUGGAAAGAGACCCACAAGAUGGUGGUGGACAGUGCUUAUGAGGUGAUCAAACUGAAGGGUUACACCAACUGGGCCAUCGGUCUGAGUGUAGCUGACCUGACAGAGAGCCUCAUCAGGAACAUGAAAAGGAUUCAUCCCGUUUCCACCAUGGUGAAGGGCAUGUAUGGAAUCACUGAUGAGGUGUAUCUUAGUCUGCCCUGCGUGCUGAACAAUGGGGGUGUUGCCAGCGUGGUCAACAUGACCCUGACAGAUGACGAGGUGGCCCAACUGCAGGCCAGUGCCAACACACUGUGGGACAUCCAGAAGGACUUGCAGGAUGUCUAACUGACCAGCAGGUGGCGGGAUAGCUUCAUCUUCCUGACUGCUUAUGGCCUGCCAUCACUCUACAGUCACUGAAACCAGACAGCUCCACCUUCUGCACCUUCAACCCUAUGCCCUCUGUAGAGUCACAGGUAUAUGUACGGAGAUUUAAUCCCGUCAGAUGUAGCUGUAGAUGUCAGCGUUUCUUUACUUCUGCUCGCUGGAGACCAAAUGAGUGAAAUGUUGCUCUGACUCAUUUGUCCUUGACUGUGUUGCAGUGUGGUACCAUUUGUCACUUAUG
Xiphias gladius (swordfish) is the source of this 2401-nucleotide messenger RNA. RefSeq names its product lactate dehydrogenase Bb (gene ldhbb). Gene Ontology annotation, cellular component: cytoplasm. Gene Ontology annotation, biological process: carboxylic acid metabolic process. The transcript is spliced from 10 exons. Gene Ontology annotation, molecular function: L-lactate dehydrogenase (NAD+) activity. The coding region runs from base 1120 to 2124 and encodes 334 amino acids. The record is from RefSeq and is a predicted model, not a curated record. Lineage: Eukaryota; Metazoa; Chordata; Actinopteri; Istiophoriformes; Xiphiidae.